Molecule: messenger RNA, 939 nt
Organism: Knipowitschia caucasica
Lineage: Eukaryota; Metazoa; Chordata; Actinopteri; Gobiiformes; Gobiidae
Source: the annotation of a GenBank genome assembly
AUGGAUUACACUAGCAGUCACAGCAGCUCCAGGCAUCGGCACCACAAACAUCAUACUAACGGGGGCAUAGGGUGCCAGCAAGGGGGCUGCCUGACCUGCUCCGACUACAAUGGCUGUCUCUCCUGUAAGCCGCGAUUCUUCAUGCAUUUGGAGAGGAAUGGGAUGAAGCAGAUUGGAGUGUGCAUGACGUCGUGUCCUCCGGGAUUUUAUGAUAUUCGUUCACCAGAGAGAAACACUUGCACAAAGUGCAGGUCUGAGUGUGACUCCUGCUUUAACAAGAACUUCUGCACCCGCUGCCGACCGGGCUACUACCUCCACCUGGGCAAAUGUCUGGAGACAUGUCCCGACGGCCUGAUGCCCAGCGAUCUCCAGCGGGAGUGUGUGAACAGGUGUCCUGAAGGCUGCGAGACGUGUGUGAACACUGGGCUGUGCACACGUUGCAGACCAGGGCUGUACCAGCUCCAAGGGAGAUGCCACCAUGUAUGUCCAGAGGACUACGAACCCAACGACAAACUCAUGGAGUGCACCCCACAAGUGCACUGUGAGGUGGGUGAGUGGAGCGAAUGGAGCCCCUGCUCUCGCUCUGGAAGAACCUGUGGCUUCAGGAGGGGUCAGGAGACACGCACCAGGCUGGUCCUGCAGUAUCCAUCACCAUUUGGACGCCCCUGUCCAGAGAUCUCUGACAUCAAGGAGUGCCUGGUCAAGAGGAAAAAGUGUGAAGGGCGAGGAAAGAAUGAGCGGAAAGAUAGAAGAAACCGCAACAACAGGAGAGACAAGAGCAGUCAAGAGGUUCUCCGAGACAGGAAGCGGGAACGGGACAAGAACCCAGCAGAGCGCAACAACUCUGACAACAGGAACAAAACAGAGCACAGGAGACGCAGAGACCAGCACUCUGAAACUGUCCAGCCUGAGGACAGUGUCCUGGGACACCAUGACUGA